CUUCUUUUUCAGAUCUCACACUUCUCUUCCGGCCCCGCCUUCUUCAGCUCCUCCCCCCUCCCCCUCUCUCCUCCAUCCCCAUCGCAAGAAGGAAUCAAACCACCUCACCCUCUACUCUUCAUUAUACCUCGGUGCUCGUCUUCCUCUCUCUCUCUCUCUCUCUCUUUCUGCCUCUCUGCCUCUUUCCAUCAAUACCCACACCACACACACAUAAUGAAGUUCUUCCAGGCAUCGCACAAGUUCGACCACUCCUGGUCGCAGGUCACUGCUGCAAACUGGAUGAAGUACCCGAACGAGCAAUGUCCCCACGUCGUCGCCGUCGAUGUCCUCAACCGCCACAUCGACCCCGAGACCGGUGUCCUCCACACCGAGCGCCUCUUGACCUGCAACCAGAACGCACCCGCCCUCGUCCUGAAGUUCCUUGGUGGCUCAACAGUGUCGUACGUCCGCGAGACCAGCGAACUGGACCCACGCACCAAGAAGCUGACCAUGAAGACCGAGAACCUCUCGAUGUGCAACGUCCUCCGGAUCAACGAGACCGUGACCUACACCGUUCAUCCUCAGGAUGCGAACUCAACGCUCUUUCAUCAGGAGGCCCAGAUCGUGGCCGGAUCCGCUCUUUCGAGGUUCUCAUCCUAUGUCGAGGACUUUUGUCUGACGCGCUUCCGGGACAAUGCUGCGGUCGGCAGGGCCGGGUUCGAGAUGGUUCUGGAUAGGUUCAAGGCUGCGAGGCUGGAGGCCGCACAGCAGUUGGAGAAGAUUGAGAAGGCUACGGCUUCGCUUUAAUGAGCUUUCCUUAUCGCCCGC
This is a messenger RNA of Gamsiella multidivaricata, 807 nucleotides long. Its product is annotated as PRELI-like family-domain-containing protein. Gene Ontology annotation, cellular component: mitochondrial intermembrane space. NCBI's taxonomy places the organism in Eukaryota, Fungi, Mortierellomycota, Mortierellomycetes, Mortierellales, Mortierellaceae. The coding region runs from base 214 to 786 and encodes 190 amino acids. Gene Ontology annotation, molecular function: phosphatidic acid transfer activity. Gene Ontology annotation, biological process: phospholipid transport. The record is from RefSeq and is a predicted model, not a curated record. The transcript has 2 exons.